Diplodia corticola is the source of this 1281-nucleotide messenger RNA. RefSeq names its product glutaryl-dehydrogenase. The coding region runs from base 1 to 1281 and encodes 426 amino acids. Gene Ontology annotation, biological process: fatty-acyl-CoA biosynthetic process; fatty acid beta-oxidation using acyl-CoA dehydrogenase. Gene Ontology annotation, molecular function: glutaryl-CoA dehydrogenase activity; fatty-acyl-CoA binding; flavin adenine dinucleotide binding. The record is from RefSeq and is a predicted model, not a curated record. The transcript is spliced from 4 exons. Gene Ontology annotation, cellular component: mitochondrial inner membrane. NCBI's taxonomy places the organism in Eukaryota, Fungi, Ascomycota, Dothideomycetes, Botryosphaeriales, Botryosphaeriaceae.
AUGUUCAGGCCUGUCGCUCGCCAUGCCGCAAGGCAAUUGCGCGCUUCUGCGCGCGCUGCGCCGCUCGCCCGCCGCCAGCUCCAUGCGCCAGUCUCCUUCGAUUACAAGGAUCCAUUGGGCUCCACCAAUCUAUUUACCGACGAGGAGCUCGCUAUAGCUGAGACGGCUGAGUCUUAUUGCCAAGAGCGCAUGUUUCCCCGCGUACUAGAGGCCUACCGCAACGAGGACUACGACAAGAAGAUCUUGGAGGAGAUGGGCGAGCUUGGCUUGCUGGGCGCGACCAUCCAGGGUUAUGGGUGUGCUGGCGUCAGCAGUGUCGCGUCAGGUCUCAUCACCCGUGCCGUUGAACGCGUGGACUCGGGAUACAGAUCCGGCAUGUCGGUGCAGAGCUCGCUUGUCAUGGGCGGCAUCGAAGAGUUCGGAACGCAGGAACAGAAGGACAAGUUCUUGCCGGGCAUGGCCAAGGGAAAGAUCCUAGGAUGUUUCGGUCUGACAGAGCCCAACCAUGGCUCAGACCCCGGCUCGAUGGAGACCAUGGCUAAGCCACACCCUACCAAGAAGGGAUACUUCUCCAUAUCUGGCGCAAAGACGUGGAUCACCAACUCUCCUAUUUCUGACGUGAUGCUUGUCUGGGCCAAGCUGGAAAGCACGGGUAAAAUCCGCGGAUUCCUGGUCGAGCGCUCUCAAUGUCCUCCCGGUACUCUCGAGACACCCAAGAUCAGCGACAAGAAUGGCCUGAGGGCGUCGAUCACGGGCAUGAUCCAGCUCGAUGAAUGCCCUGUCCCUGAGGCCAACAUGUUCCCCGACAUUGAGGGGCUUAGGGGUCCGUUCAGCUGCCUCAACUCUGCUAGAUACGGCAUUGCCUGGGGUACCAUGGGCGCUCUGGAAGACUGCAUUGACAGAGCCCGGAUGUAUGCACUUGAGAGAAAGCAGUUCAAGGGAAACCCACUCGCCAAGUACCAGCUCGUACAAAAGAAACUUGCCGACGCAAGCACCGAUGCGGCGUACGGCAUUCUGGCUGCUGCCCAGGUCGGUCGCCUCAAGGACCAAGGCAAGGCCGCACCAGAGAUGAUCUCAAUGAUCAAGCGACAGAACUGCGACCGGGCUCUUGUCAACGCCAGGAUAUUGCAAGAAAUUUUCGGUGGCAACGCCGUCAGCGACGAGUACCACAUCGGUCGCCACGUUGCGAACCUCUUCGUGACACAGACAUAUGAGGGCCAGAGCGAUAUUCAUGCCCUUAUUCUCGGUCGAGCCAUCACUGGCAUCCAAGCCUUCGUGUAA